AUGAGUGCAGAAGAGAGGCAGAAGGAUUCCACAAAAAGGUUAAGGCUCAUCUACAGUCUUAGCCAAGCAAAUCGUCUUCAGUGUGCUGCAUACAAUGGUCUGAAGCUGAGGUUUCUGCUGCUGUUGUUUUGGAUUGCAAAGUACUGUAUAAUAGAGAUUGGAACACUCGCACCUGACUACAACUACCCUGUAACCGAGGCCUCAGAAGAACAACUAGAAGAAGAGGAGGAGGGGGAAGAGUUGCCCCUGACACGCCAGCUCGUUCCUCAGGGUUCAGGGGGCUCUGGGGUUCUCAUGGGCCCAAACACACAGAAAGAGGAGGAGCUGCCUCUCAUUCCCGAGACUAUCCCUAGCGAGGCAUCAGGUGCUUCAGGGGAGUUCUCGGGAGCUUCAGGAACCUCAGGGGCCUCUGGGGAUCUGGGGAUCUCUGGAUCCUCUGGGGCUUCUGGUGCUUCUGGCUCUGGAGACACAGUGGUCCCUGAGGUAACUCUGGUUCCUGAUAUUGAUAAAGAGGAGGGGCUGCUUCCGACCACAACAGAAACCCCUCAGGAGGGUACUGGUGGUGUAGAAGGGUCAGUGAGCUCGGGUGAACCUGACGAGCCUGAUGAGCCUGAGAUUGACAGGAAAGGUAUGCCCACUUGCCUGCUGUGCACGUGCCUCGGCGGUUCGGUCUACUGCGAUGACUUGAAGCUGGAUAGUGUUCCACCUCUUCCUAAAGACACCACUCACUUCUACGCCCGCUACAACAGAAUCACCAAGAUCAACAAGUCUGACUUCGCCUCCAUGAACAAGCUGAAGAAAAUCGACCUAACCGCCAACGAGAUAACGUCCAUCGAUGAGAGAGCAUUUUUGGGUCUUCCCGAGCUGGAGGAGGUGUUGAUUCGAGAAAAUCAUAUCUCUCAGCUGCCUGCUCUCCCAGAGACCAUGAGCUUGAUCGAUGCCAGCCAAAAUAACAUUGGCACCAAGGGUAUUCACGAAGAGGCGUUCAAAGAUAUGACCGGUCUGUUGUACCUGUACCUCACAGACAACAACAUUGAUUACAUCCCUGUGCCUCUACCAGACAGCCUGCGAUCUCUACACUUACAGCGUAACAAUAUUCAGACGAUGCACGAGGACACGUUCUGCAACCUGAAAGACUUCAACUACAUCAGAAACGCACUGGAGGACAUCCGUCUGGACGGCAACCCCAUCAACCUCAGCAGGACCCCGCAGGCCUACAUCUGCCUGCCCCGCAUCCCCAUCGGGGAUCUCAUCUAACCACAGACACAAACCUACACUGUUGCACACGGACUCACACAAAUACAACCACAUGCACACAUCUUUGUACAUAUUGACACACCAAAGCCACACAUGCAGACAUGCUAACUAUUUAUCAAUACUCAAAAUUAAAUUAAUUACAAUUACAAACUCAUACAUGCUGCUGACAUAUAUUAUGGAUUGGUAAACAUUUUUGUGGAAAUGUAUGUUCCAUAAACAACGAACAGAUUCUGGUGAUCAAGCACAUACAUACUGCUCUAUCUUUCUGUUGUUUUAGAUUUUUAUAACACAACGUAAUGAAUUUGUCACUCUCACAUUCCCUCACAAAAUGCAUGUUCACACACAUAAGAACUUUUUCAUAAGCCAAACUGUUCCCCAACUUGAUUUAUAGAAAACAAUAGGCAACAUUUGGAGAAAUCAGUUUAUUAAAAACCCUCAAAUGUCA
Notothenia coriiceps (black rockcod) is the source of this 1702-nucleotide messenger RNA. RefSeq names its product epiphycan (gene epyc). Gene Ontology annotation, cellular component: extracellular matrix. Gene Ontology annotation, biological process: articular cartilage development; bone development. NCBI's taxonomy places the organism in Eukaryota, Metazoa, Chordata, Actinopteri, Perciformes, Nototheniidae. Gene Ontology annotation, molecular function: protein binding. The record is from RefSeq and is a predicted model, not a curated record. The transcript has 9 exons. The coding region runs from base 1 to 1257 and encodes 418 amino acids.